CUGCCUGCCUGUGGGUCCGUUUGCCUGCCUGCCUGCCUGCCGUGAUAAUGAAGCUCAGAGUGCCGCCCGAAAAGGGGCGUGCUGUGUGUGGUAGGAGACAUGGCUUUUGACCGCUAUGAGCCACACACCGACGAACAGAGAACGGAAGCGCAGGGUUUGCGAAGUGCUCGGAUCACACACACGUGGGCUGCGCGGUUUUGUUUGGGAGAGAGAGAGACAUGCAGGUGGACAGACACACACCCACACACAAAUACUAAUUGAAUGCAUGGACGCACAGCUGGCUACGGUGGUCUCAGUGUCGCAUUGAUAUGGCACACACACACAUACAUCUACACAUCUAUCUGCAAAGGCAAUCAAUGAGUAUGGAAAAAAUGCAUGCAAUCACAUCGGUAGCUUAAGGCACAUCACAUGCAGCCAUGCACAUACAGACGGUCACAUCCGCCAUCAACCUGCCAUUUCGGAGGAAUGGAUUACGUCCUACAUCGGGACUCACACUGUAGGCACCUAGCUGUUCCCUACUGGCUGUCGUAGCUAGCCGCGUUGAUCCAUCCAUCCACUCACUGCCCCAGCCAGAGAGCUGUCAGUCAGUCAGUCAGCAGCUCUUCUCUGGCUUGACGUCGGUGAUAUGCGGGCCGUCUAGGUCGUCUCGAUCAUUGUCCUCAAACAUGAAGCUGACGACACACAAUACACACCAUAUGGCAUUCAAAUGUAUGUGUAUGCUGCCCCCAUGGCAUGUCAGUCUGUGGGCAUGUACGUGCGGUGACCGACUCCCUCCCUCCCUCCCUCCCUCACCCGUAGUAUACGAGCUGUGAUCCCUUGCCGCAGGUCGGGUCGUGUCUGUCGGACGGCACCUCGAACCCCAUCAGACGCAGUGCCACCGUCUUGUUCUUGACACACGCAAACAGACGCUCCUGACCACCACACAAUCACACACACACAUACACACACGCGCACAGAGGGCAUGGUACCAUGUUUGGCGGUGUCGUCUGCGCUAGUGUGGUCUGACUUUGUUUUCGGUGUAUGGGUGAGCGGAUGUCUCGAUGACGCUGUCAUUGUCGUCGACGUCCACCAGUUCCAUGUCGAUGUCAGCCGCCUGCAGGUCGGGCAUCUCAUGGUUCUCGUCAAACCUGGCAUUACCACCACACACACACACACAUUUGAUGUGGCUGAUCGGGCCUCCAUCUCUCUCUCUGUGGUGAAGUUCAGAUGCAUACCAGUAAGCGACGGCCUUGAAGAUAUCGACAUCUUCGGAGAUCUUCUUGCCCUCGUUGAUCUCGAGCGUGAACUGCUCCCCGUGGUCGAUGCAGGUCUUGCCCAUCAUGACCUGCCACGGCGAGUCCAUCCCGUCGCUCGUCCACAGCCGCAUGUUGAGCACACCCGCGCCCCACAACGGAGAGAACCCAUUCUUCAUCUGCAGCUCGCCUCUCUCGCCAGACCGCCCGUCGCCCAUCAGCAAAAAGGCCGUGUAGAGCGUCCCGGGGUCCGUCCAGAAGUUCUUGACCCCAAACAGACCACCCGCAUCGGUCGUCGUCCCGUUGGCCGGCGCCCUCUCCUCUGUCGAAUUGUUGUCGCCGUUUUCGCCUUUGUAGUUCCAGGCCAUGUCGAGGAAAGUCGUCAUGGCGCCCGCAACCACAGGGGCGGCGAAUGACGUCCCGCCAGCGGAGAAGUCAAAGCUGUCAUAGAGGUCGGGCAUCGACGAGAAGGCCCCCUGGGCACUGAUGUCGACGACCGACCGGUUGGGGCCGUCUCCGCGUGACGAGUAGGCCCUCAUCUCCUUGGACUGACACCUCGGCCCGAAUUUGUCCUUGUCGCUGUCAGGGCCCAGUGAGCCGACCGAGAAGAUGGUGUGGCCUGCCGGGCGGGUGGUGGUGCACGCGCAGUCACGGGCGUCACAUUCGUGCCCCCCGUUGCCCGCCGACUUGACGAACAGCACACCCAUCUUGAAGAAGCGAUUGUACAGCCGGUCCUCUGCGUGGGUACCUGAAUGAACACCGACCCGACCGGCAAGUACACGCGUGCUCGUCUUCUCGGCACAUCUGUAGCUGCCUUGCGUUCUCAUCUGACUGACCGGAACAGUCCUUGGGUAUCUCUGCAGGGUUGGUGCCGAAUGAGCCGUUGAUGACCAUGGGGCACUUGCCCUUGGCCAACAACUCGGCCAGCACGUCGAGCACCAAAGGUGUGGCAGACGGCAGACCAGCGGUCCGAAAGAAGUAUAUCUCAGAACCUGAUUACAUACACAUACACACACCCACACCCACACACGUGCUUGUUGAGUCUGCCGAUGCGCCAUGAUGGUAAGCACCGACCAGGGGCAGAUCCAGAGUUGACGGCAUCCGACGAGUAGAAUCCCGCUGCGUUCCCGGCCACUCCCGUGGCGUGGGGGUCCUCGAUAGCCUCUUCGAAGCCGGUGACCACCUCACAGCUGUCGGCCUCCGCACAGUCGAACAGAUGGAUUUUGCGGGCUUCCCCCUCCUCCGACCUGCUCGAGGCAAAGACGGGGUGCUCCUCCCUAAUGCCACCGAUCUCCAUGAUGGCGAUGGGCACGUGUUGGGCGUUGCGGAAGCUCCCUGACCCGUCGAAGCCAGCGUCAAUGAAGUGCUGCAGCUGAUGGUUGGCCCCCGAACGGACAUCGCCCGGCGCGCACCUCUCGCGGCUGACCAGCUCCUCGGCCACCUCGCCGCUCUUGGCCCGAGGGACCUCUCGCGGCACGUUCUUCGCCUUACGCGUCAGCUUAAUGUCCUCCUUGCCCACCUCCUGUUUGUCCUCGUCGGCGUCUGUUGACGCAUCUUCACUGACGUCCUCGGCUGCCGGCUCGUCGUCGUCCUUUGCAUCGAUGGGGGUGUCGUCGUCGUCGUCCAUGAGGAUGUCUUUGAGCGGGGCGAGGAUGCCGUCAACGUCCAGGAAGCCCUUGCUGCGUUGCGCCCUCUCUGCUCGAAGCAGGUCAGUCAGCUCGCUCAGCUGGGCGGUCGUGAGGGCGCCGACGAUCUCUCUCGCCAGCCUCGCACCCCUCGACCGCCCGCCGGACGAGCGAGACUCCUCCCGCUCGCUGCGCAGCGACGAAACGAUGUUGCCGAGGAGGUCGAAGCCCUCGGUCUGGCUCUCCUCAGUGUCCCUGCCGACGAAUACCACACACAUGUCUGCCUUCUCUUCGUUGGCACACGCCACGCAUCGCAUGGAUACCUGAAUAUCUCUUCCACUGCAGGCUCGUUGGCGAUGGCAGGGAUGGCCACUGCAGGCACUCUGGCGCUGACGACGGGCGUCGAGCGAUACAGCCCCGUCACCUUGGCACCGUGCUUGGUCUUGAGCCGGUCAGCGAAGGGGCGCACCAGCUUGGCGACCCUCUCCUCCUCCUGCUUGAAGAGCCGCUCGUAGUGCUGGGGGAUGUCGCCGUCCUUCUGGAUGUGGCCCUUGCCGAUGGCCCACUCGAUCUCGCUGUGCCAGUAGCGGCCCUUGCUGCCGUUGCUGCUGCUCUCGGGGUCCUUGAGAGAGAUGAGGACAUUCAUCACCUCACCACCCUUGCCUUCGCGCAGGUGGGUGCGCAUGAUCUUGCCCGUCUCCUGCUCGAUCUUGCGGCUGGCCUCGGUCUCGGUCAUCAUUGCCGGCCCGUCAGACGUCGAGAGCACGGUCGCCAUCAUGGCCUGGUUCUCGUCAGACAGGCCGGCAGUCUUGACAGCGGCCUCGCCUGACUUGGCGCCCUCCUUGGCGCGCUUCAGCUGCUCUUUUCUGGCCGAUGACAGCUUCCCCCUCUUGAGUUUCAUGACGCCAGCGUCCGUCCAGUCCAUCUUGGACACAGCGGCACCGCCCUUUGCCUCCGCCUCCUUCUUGGUCACCUCGUUCCUCCCCCCCGCAGCCGCAUAGAUGGCGUAACGCAUCCCGCUCGGGUCGUCCUUGGUCUCAUAAAGGGGCACCUUAUCCCCCUCCCCCUCGCUCUCAGACCUCGCCCCUCCGCUGACAAUCGUGCUGCGCCAUGCCUGCAGAGGGUGCCUCACCGGCCGAUCGCCGUAGUCUUGCGCAAAGGCCAGGGGGGAAGAAGAGAGCACGAAAUAGGAGAGGGUGAGGACCAGCCAUCUCCUCGGCUGGGGGAGAGCCGUUCCCGCCAUUCCGCAGCUCUCGCGGCGGCGUCUUUUCACAGCCACCCUGUGAGGAUGACCUCGAACACGAUGGCGAGUAUCGUCUCCACACUCAGCGGCUCCAUGCACACACCCCGCUGCUGAUGCGCACAACACCUGCGCCAAUC
This is a messenger RNA of Vitrella brassicaformis, 4237 nucleotides long. NCBI's taxonomy places the organism in Eukaryota, Vitrellaceae. The record is from the annotation of a GenBank genome assembly.